AUGAACGGCCACACCGACCCGCUCCCGCUCGACAGCCGCGCCUUCCUCGUCCUCCACGCGUCCGUCACCGGUACCGCCAUCGACACGGCCGAGCGCAUCGGCCGCAGGGGCAGGCGCGAGGGCUGGAACGUCACCGUCAAGAGCGUCGCCCAGUUCAAUCAGGCAGAGCUCCUCGAACACGGCCUCGUCGUCUUUGUCGUCCCGACCACGGGCAACGGCGCAGCACCGCCCCAGUUCCUCCCGCUGUGGACCGCCCUCCUCCACCCAGCCCUCCCGCCCGACUUUCUCGAGGACCUGCGGUACGCCGUGUUCGGGCUGGGCGACUCGAGCUACGGCAAGUACAACUGGGUCGGCAAGAAGCUCUCGCGACGCCUCGACUCGCUCGGCGCACACGCCGUCGUCGAGCGAGGCGAGGGCGACGACCAGAACGAGUGGGGCGUCGAGUCGACCUUUCCCGACUGGCUCGACCGCUUCUUCACCGCCAUCGACCCGCUCUUUGCCCCGCCACCGGGAUUCACCAAGCUCCCUCUCACGGCAACCCCUCCUCCCCGAGCCCGCCUCGACAAGGUCGCCUCGCCCUCCUCGUCCACGGCCACGCCGCCAACCGCCGACUCGGCGCCUCUCCUGUGGACCGACGACGCACGGUGGGCGCGACUUGUGCGCAACGACCGUGUGACGCGCGAGGACUGGUACCAGGACGUGCGCGAGGUCGAGCUCGAGGUCGAGGGAGUCGAGCCGAGUGAGCGCAACCGCCUGUACACCGCAGGAGACGUGCUCGAGAUCCGGCCGCAGAACUCGCCGGCCGAGGUCGAGCGGUUCCUCACCUCGGCUGGGUGGACCGACUUGGCCGACGACGUCGUCCUCGUCUCGCCCACCGAUCCUGCCCAGCCCCUACCUCCUCACCUCCCGACCCCGUUCCGCACCUCCUUGCGCUCGCUCCUCACGCACGAGCUCGACAUCUCGUGCGUCCCACGCCUGUCGUUCUUCGAGUGGCUCGCCGCGUUCAGCGAGGGCGACAUGGAGGAGAAGCUGAGGUGGUUCUGCGAGCCGGCGGGCCAGGACGACCUCAUCGACUACACGCUGCGCCCUCGACGCACCAUCAACGAGGUCAUGUACGAGUUUCGGGCGGCCAAAGUCCCGCCCGAGUACGUGUUCGACCUCUUGCCGCCAAUCCGGCCGCGAGGGUUCUCGAUCUCGUCCUCGCCUGCGAGCCACGACGGCAAGGUCGACCUCCUCGUCGCCGUCGUGCAGUACAAGACGAUCCUGUCGGUGCCGCGUCAAGGCCUUACAACGACCUACCUCUCGAAUUUACUCGUUGGUUCGCGCCUCCCGAUCCGGUUCGACCCGUCGGGCCAGCUCAAGCUCCCAGCCGGCACGCCGCCGCUCAUCAUGGUCGGCCCGGGUACGGGCGUCGCGCCGUUCAGGGCGCUCAUGGAGGAGCGCGUGCGGGCCGGCGCGAGGGAGAACCUCUUGUUCUUCGGCUGCAGGUCUGAGACGGCCGACUGCUACUUCCGCUCGUACUGGGACGACCUCGUCGAGCGGGGUUGGCUCACGCUCAGCGUUGCGCCGUCCCGAGACCAGGACGACAAGGUGUACGUGCAGCACAAGAUUCCCGAGCACGCGGCCCGAGUGUGGGACUAUGUGCAACGCGGCGGGCACCUCUACCUCUGCGGCUCGUCGACGCAGAUGCCCAAGGCGGUCAGGAAGGCCGUCCUCACCGUGUUCCGGGACCAAGGCGGGCUCGAUGACGAGGGUGCCGAGCGGGCGUGGGACACGAUGGAGCGCGAGGGGAGGCUGGUCGAGGAGACUUGGGGGUAG
Messenger RNA from Rhodotorula graminis WP1, 1818 nucleotides. RefSeq lists its product as uncharacterized. The transcript has 12 exons. The record is from RefSeq and is a predicted model, not a curated record. Gene Ontology annotation, cellular component: cytosol. Gene Ontology annotation, molecular function: FMN binding; flavin adenine dinucleotide binding; NADPH-hemoprotein reductase activity. Bases 1 to 1818 code for a protein of 605 amino acids. NCBI's taxonomy places the organism in Eukaryota, Fungi, Basidiomycota, Microbotryomycetes, Sporidiobolales, Sporidiobolaceae.